ACUACUGUACAUUGCAUUUUUGUUUAUAUACACCGCCUGUAUUUAUUUACCGGAUUCUUAACAUAGCUCACUGUAAUAUACUGUAUCUACUGCUGUACAUAUCAUUCUUAGUAUAUAUUUCUGGUAUAUAUACACAGCAUGCAUUUGGAUUACAGAUACAGUGUUAUUUGGGUUGUUAAAUGGAUUUGUCCUAACAUUCCUGAUUUCUUCUUUUUUAGUAUUGGAUUAUUAUUAUUUGUGUACUUGUUUUACAUUUUUACUGCAUUGUUAGGAGUUAGUAACACAAGCAUUUAGCUGCACCCACUGUAACAUCUGCUAAACUGUGUACGCUACCAAUAACCUUUGAUUUUAGGUUAUAUUUGGAGUUUUGAUGGUGUAUGACAGUUGAAGUAAGGUCAUGAGGCAUUUAUAAGUUAUAUUCUUCAAGAAUCAGAGGGUAUAUUUCAUUCAUUUUAAAGAUUGAAAGUCUACAUUGUAGUAUCAAACACAUGCUCCCUCCCUCCCUCAACUCCUCACUUUAUUUUUGUUUGCACUGAAUGCAGACCUCUCCAUUUUCUUCCAACAACUUUUCAAAGAAAUAUGCAAGGUAACACAUAACACCCAGACCUCACAUUGCUAUUUUGAAUAUCUAAUUGAGUAAGGCUGGUUGAAUCUGAAUGAACAUUAAAAAAAAAUCUCCAGUAGCCUAUUAGCCCAUAUAGUAUUGUCUCCUUAUCCAAAAGUGCAGACAGGUCUUGCCCUGGGGCAGGCCUACAUGAAAUUAGCAAAGUAAUGUAUCAAGCCCCUCCCAUAUUAGGCACACAAUAGGUGUGAGGGAGGGGGACAGAGGAUAAAACAGAAGUGAAAUAGCCACAUACUCACAUUAUGGUCACAGAUCUGCCUUGCUUCACCACUUGACCAUUGACUGGAUAACAUCACUUUUUCAUUCAUUGAAUUGUUGUUGAUAUUUCAUUGACCAUUUUCUUCCCAAUUGUGAGCAUGUCAUUGGGCUUUUGAUUUGAACUUUUUGAAGCUCCAAACAACUGUUUCACCAAUUGGGUGUGAGGGUAUUUCCUGUCAUACAAGAUGCGUUUUUUAAUUACUUUAUAUUUAUUUUUCUCUUUGAUGCACAAACAUAUUGUGGCCAGCUCAGGAGAGUAUUGCCAUGGCUGGUCCGACUCUUACAAGAUCUGGCACAAGGGCUUCCAGUGUCCAGAGCAGUAUGACGGCCAGGAUGCAAAGUACUGCUGUGGGACCUGUGCUCUCCGCUACUGUUGCACGGCUGCGGAGGCGAGGCUGGAUCAGAGCUCCUGUGACCUGGAAGAAUUUUUUGAAUUUGAAAACGAUAACACAAUCAACAUGACACCAACGGUACCCGCCUACUUGCCAUUUGUGAUAGUUGUGAGCACAUUUCUGUCCUUUGUGCUACUUGGUACCAUUGUGUCCAUAUGUUGCUGCCAGUGCCUAAAACCAAAGGCACAGGAUCGUCAAAAUGCAUCAGCACCCUUCCAGACCAGCCUGAUGGAAUCUGGAGGGCCAUCUCCAGAGAGCAUGACUCCAUCUCGCCAGUCUAGUUCCAGCUCAACAGGAAGAUCAACCUUGGCACCCCCAAGACAACCAACCACCUCCACUCCUGGCACUGAUGUCAACGUAAACAUGUAUGUUGCGCCUUUGAAUAAUGGAUACCCUGUUUCAAGCACACAGUCUAACCAGUAUGUGCCUCAUCCGCAGCCCCCUGGUCCAUUCUAUCAGCCAUAUCUAAACUAUGGGAUACCCCCAGAGCACACUAUGCUAAUGGCUCCAUUCUUAGAUAACCGCUCAAUGUACGGACACCAACUGGUCCAUUCCAUCCCUCAGACUCCAAUGCACACAGAACAGUUGUACACAGGUGUCACAAUAUGAGGCGAUUUUUUGCCACAUGACAGUCAUUUUUUGAGUGCCCACUUGCCUUGUCUAAGAGUUAUUUAUGGAAUGUUUAUUAUCCACUGAUUUCAGUGUAUAUUUAUGAGUGUAAAUAAAAUGUAUUUUAAACUUUU
Messenger RNA from Oncorhynchus kisutch (coho salmon), 2015 nucleotides. It is a transcript of the gene shisa2a, whose product is annotated as shisa family member 2a. The transcript is spliced from 2 exons. Lineage: Eukaryota; Metazoa; Chordata; Actinopteri; Salmoniformes; Salmonidae. The coding region runs from base 1066 to 1881 and encodes 271 amino acids. The record is from RefSeq and is a predicted model, not a curated record.